Messenger RNA from Daldinia childiae, 708 nucleotides. RefSeq lists its product as uncharacterized. NCBI's taxonomy places the organism in Eukaryota, Fungi, Ascomycota, Sordariomycetes, Xylariales, Hypoxylaceae. The record is from RefSeq and is a predicted model, not a curated record. Bases 1 to 708 code for a protein of 235 amino acids. The transcript has a single exon.
AUGGCUUCAACCCCUCCGACAACCUACGAUAGCCGGCACAACAUCACAUGGGGUAUCAAUGGGUUCGUCAUUGUUCUGACUAUACUCUCUGUUGUGCUCCGCUUUUACACUCGCAUCUUCACCCGUGCCGGAUUGAAAGCCGACGACUGGUUAAUUCUAUUCGCUCUUAUCACUUCUCUGACGACCGUGGUGUUGGUGAUCUGGGGGAACUCUGUUAACCCGAACGGACUCCGUGCAUCAGACAAUACGAGUCAGAACUACGUCUACUCGUCCCUGGAUCAUCUAUACAUCAGAUUAUCAUAUGCCUCUACCAUCCUCUAUUUCACUGUCUCCGGUGCCACCAAGCUUGGAAUCCUACUCAUGUACCAUCGCAUCUUCGCCAUCAGUCGAGCCUUUCGGUAUCAGUUAUUCGUCGUGAGCGCCUUGGUUAUCGGCUGGUGGUUUGGGUGCACCGUUGCCGCGCUGCGGAAGUGCAAGGAUCUCGAGGUUGGUCUGAAUAGUACACUGAACGAUCCGAGGUACUGCAUCAACUUCAAUGUCUACUGGAUGGCGGCCGGGGUAUGCGAAAUUCUUCUUGACGCCUGGAUCCUGACCUUACCCUUAAGCGUAGUGUUGAGGAUGCACUAUUCGCUGAGACAGAAAUUCGUCGUCUCGGGAAUCUUCUUAUUAGGAGCUUUGUACGUCCCCCUUUUUCAGGUACUUCUCUAA